GAGGACAACUGUGUCUGGUAAUAUCUAUUGAAUUGCUUUCAUCUUCCACAACCUCCGACCACCACCAGCAAUUCUACUAUGAAUUUCGCCGGAAUUAUCGUGACCCAUUUCGCCGGGGAAUGAGCUUUUACUACCCAAUUAAUGAGAAGAGAGAUGGGAGAAGACAGGAGAGUCAGCGAAGAGCAGAAGCGAAAUACUCAGGAAGGAUGCACAGGAGAAUCUAAUCUCAGGAAAGCAAUUCAACGUAUAUCUGCUUUGAUAUCUCUUUCUAAUUCCAUCAAAGUUUUCCCUGUGAAAUGGCAGUUGAUCAGAAAGAAGCUGGACGAGCUGAAUUCUGGUUUAACAGCUGCCGAGAAGUGCGACUUGGGCGAAAAUUCGAAAUUCUCGGAGUUAAUUCCAUCCAUAGAAAAGACCCUUAAUGACUGCUAUGAUCUUGCUCGCCGAUGUGUUGACCUGUCCUACAGUGGGAAGUUGCUAAUGCAGAGCGACCUCGAUGUGAUGUGUGCAAAAUUCGAGCUUCAUAUCAAGAAACUAGCAGGAAUUUACACUGCUGGAAUUCUGACUAAUGCGCUUGUAGUGUCAAAGCCCAGUAUUGGAGCUCGUAGAGAUGACAUGAAGUUCUACGUCAGGGAUCUGUUGACGCGACUCAAGAUCGGAGAUUUCGAGAUGAAAAGCCAGGCUUUGGUGGCUCUGAACGAGAUUGUUUGUGAAGACGAAAAAUAUGUGAGAAUUGUUAUAGAGACGGGCGAAAUAAUAAGUCUUUUGGUGAAUUUUCUGGAAUUUCCUGAGAUUGGGAUUCAAGAAGAGUCAGCAAAAGCCAUUUCGGUGGUUGCAGGAUUUGAUACCUAUAGAAAUCUGCUUGUUGGGGCCGGAAUCAUUGCUCCUUUGAUUCGGGUUUUGGAAAGCGGAACUGAUUUGGGAAAAGAAAGAGCUGUAAGGGCUCUGCAGAAACUGACAGAGAAUUCAGACAAUGCUUGGUCGGUUUCUGCUCAAGGGGGAGUUACGGCUCUGUUAAAGUUGUGCACUUCCGGUAACGAGAAAGGAGGAAACAUAAUAGUUCCAGCUUGUGGGGUUCUAAGGAAUCUUGCUGGAGUGGAGGAGAUCAAACGAUUCAUGGUUGAAGAAGGUGCUGUGUCUUGCUUCAUCAAGCUUGUGAGGUCGAAAGAGGAAGCCUCACAAAUAAGUGCAAUCGAACUCCUCCAAAUCAUUGCUUCUGGAGAUGAAUCCGUUCGGCAAAUGGUCAUCAGAGGAGGAGGAAUCCAGAUGCUUGUCCUUGCAUUGGAUCCAAAAUCUUCCUUCUCUUCCAAAGCUCGAGAAACUGCACUCAGAGCAAUCGAAAGUCUCUGUUUCUCUUCCAUGAGUUCUCUAAACAUCCUGAUGAAUUGCGGAUUUCUUGAUCAACUCCUGUAUUUCCUUCGCAACAGUGAGGUCUCAGUUCAGGAAUUAGCCGUGAAGGUGGCGCUCCGUCUCUGCAGGACAACAGAGAAGACUAAAAAGGCAAUGGGUGAUGCAGGUUUUAUGCCAGAGCUUGUGAGAAUGUUAGACAUGAAAUCUUUCGAAUUUCGUGAAAUGGCAGCUGAAGUGCUCUGUAACAUGGUUUGCAUCCCAAGAAACCGGAAGAUAUUCGUGCAGGAAGAUACCAAUAUUGGACGAAUUCUGCAGUUGCUUGACCCAGAGGAAGGGAAAUCAGGUAAUAAGUUCUUGCUCUCUAUAUUGAUGUCAUUGACCAGUUGUAAUAGUACAAGAAGAAAGAUUAUGAAGUCUAGUUAUGUGAAGAACUUGGAAAAACUUGCCGAAGCUGAAGAUAUAGAAGCCAAGAGAAUUUUAAGGAAGCUUUCUACAAACAGAUUUCGCAUUAUCUUGAGUGGAAUCUGGAGCUCUUGAAUGUUGUUCUUUUACUGUAUAGCAAUUUCAAUUGCAUAUAUGUUUACAAGUUUCUUAAUUUGUGAUACACCUUUAAAUUAAGUUUUCCUUAUUGUAGAUUCAUA
This is a messenger RNA of Telopea speciosissima, 1988 nucleotides long. RefSeq names its product vacuolar protein 8-like. The transcript has a single exon. Gene Ontology annotation, molecular function: protein binding. NCBI's taxonomy places the organism in Eukaryota, Viridiplantae, Streptophyta, Magnoliopsida, Proteales, Proteaceae. Bases 142 to 1884 code for a protein of 580 amino acids. The record is from RefSeq and is a predicted model, not a curated record.